Molecule: messenger RNA, 1891 nt
Organism: Haliotis rubra (blacklip abalone)
Lineage: Eukaryota; Metazoa; Mollusca; Gastropoda; Lepetellida; Haliotidae
Exons: 4
Coding region: 349-831 (160 amino acids)
Source: RefSeq, a predicted model, not a curated record
UUAUAUGGAUUUGCCACGAAACCCAAACUGCAGAGUGUUAAGGCUGGUUUACACAUCGAUCUAGUCCAUCUGGUCACGAUGCUCUGAUCACAGUUGCACCUUGGCCAUGCAUGAGACUCGGUGAUUACAAGAGGUAUGCUGACAAUGGUAGAAGACAUACAAUAAUGAGCGAACUGCUUGCAAGGAUUACGUAAUACCACAGAGCGACAUUGAGUAUUCCAGGUAUUGUUAAAACAGAAACGAAAACGUAUCUAUCGAUCAUGCAGAGCCGAACAGUAUCAUUGCGCGAGAGGAGGGAGUAGAGAACAUUGGAAGUAGCAGAAUGGAUAUCGAUCAAGAACUGGGUACAUGACUGUCGACAAGCCAACCGGUGUAUGUUCUAAUCUAAUCUCCUCUGGAACUGAAGGGAAGAUGACGAUGUGUUCGAAAGACUUCUACAGGGACGAAGAAUCUGGGAAGUGUCAGUCUUGCGCUGAGUUGUGCCAUCAAGCCGAGGUUAGAGGAACUGUUGACCCCUGCAGCAGACUUUGUCCAGUCUCUUUACAUGACCCUGUUACGGAGACACAAACUGGAGUAUCAACAACUAUAGCCAGUGCAGCGGGGACAAUGCCUUUGUCACUAAAUAACGAUGGAUACCUGAUGCCAGAGGUGUUAGUAAUUACACUGGGAGUGGGCAUCAUCCUGGUGGCUCUGGCGGGCUUUGUCAUCUUGUUCUAUCAAAGAAGUUGGCGAAGAACCGACCGCAGUUCAAAACGGCCUGGAAAAGACCCAGGCACAUAUGGGUAUACUGUAUCUUCUAUCAGUGCAACAUUUCUAGCCAAAUCUUACUGACUAUAUGAAGCAACCCGACUUUGCCUUUGUGUUGUGUCUAGCAGCUCUUAUAACAAGCAGUAUAUAUUCAAGUGGCGGAUAGGAGGUGUGACAUGUUAGUCAUGUAAGAAAACAUACCUUUUUAUCAGUUUUGUUGCGAGCUAGUAAAUAUGAAAGAUCAACAAAUCAUGUGCAUAUUGUAACCCUCUGCAGUAUUUAGGCGAUACGAUCCCAUACCUUAAUGUUAUCAAUCAUAAGACAAUACACGUUUCCUUCAUCAUAGAAGUGGUCAGUGUAGCUGCCAAGUCUGUUGAGAUAAGAGAAAUAAGAUGGUGACAAGUAAGCUGACAAAGAUGUACAAAAAUGUUGCAAAGGGUACGUGCGUUACUCGGGUGGAAAGCGUCACCGAAGCAAGAAAACGUCAGGGUCAACACUUAACCAUGAUACCCGUAUCAAAUACAUCGCUUUAAAAAAGUAUGUUUGCUUUGUAUCAUUUUUAACCACCAUCAAGCAUGAUUGUAUACAUUCUUUUGCCAACCAGGUGGCUCUCAAUAUUGGCAUAAAAGCAUUUAUAUCUAGUCAAAGCGUUAUCCAUGGUAAUGCUUAUAUGUCACCAGCAUGAUAUUGUGUAUUGUUUACAUGUCGUGACCGUUUUUAGAAAUAUUCCAGCAAUAUCACGACAGGGGACAGCGUAAAUGGGCUUCACACAUUGUACCCUUAUAAAGAGUCGAACCAGGGUGUUCAGAGUGACGAACGGACGCUUUAACCAACAGACUACCCCACCGCUGCUCAUAGUAUUGUGAAAUAACCACUGUAUUUCAUUAUUUUUGAAAGAAAAAUGUUCGCCCAUGUCGUCACUAAUGACGUCAUAAUCAAAGAGUCUUGUAAUUUUGUUUUCAUUCAUGGAACAUAUUGUGUAUUAUGUUGUCACUUUACUGAUCACGGUUAAUUGAGACGCAUAGGCUUACGAUUCAAAAAAUCAACCACAACCUACAACGAAUGUUUAAUUACCUUUGUAGCAUGUUUAAUAUAUUGUGUUUUGUCUUUUUCCAGAGACUUGAACAAUAAAAACUGAAAGAAA